Molecule: messenger RNA, 2178 nt
Organism: Penicillium samsonianum
Lineage: Eukaryota; Fungi; Ascomycota; Eurotiomycetes; Eurotiales; Aspergillaceae
Gene: catA
Product: catalase catA
Exons: 3
Coding region: 1-2178 (725 amino acids)
Biological process (GO): hydrogen peroxide catabolic process; response to oxidative stress
Cellular component (GO): cytosol
Molecular function (GO): heme binding; catalase activity
Source: RefSeq, a predicted model, not a curated record
AUGGCAGCAAAUCCAAACUCCAAGACUGCAGACGGCAAAUAUGCCGAUCUACAAAAGGACAUCGUCGAUGUCCACGACAAGCAGCACAUGACAACCGACCAUGGCGUCAAAAUCUCCAACCCAGACCAAUGGCUCCGCAUCGUAGAUGAAAAGAAGACCGGACCCUCACUCCUGGAAGACCAAAUUGCCCGCGAGAAGAUAAUGCGCUUCGAUCAUGAACGCAUCCCAGAGCGAGUAGUUCACGCGCGCGGAACAGGUGCCUUCGGCACAUUCAAAUUAUACGAGAGCGCCGCGGACGUAACAACCGCCGGGAUCCUGACUGAUACCAACCGGGAGACGCCGCUGUUCCUGCGAUUCUCGACUGUGCAGGGUAGCAAGGGCAGCGCAGAUACGGUGCGCGAUGUGCGCGGGUUCGCCAUCAAGAUGUAUACUGCGGAGGGCAAUUGGGAUAUUGUCGGGAAUAACAUUCCCGUCUUCUUUAUUCAGGACUCGAUCAAGUUCCCUGAUGUUAUUCAUUCUGUCAAGCCCGAGCCGCAUAAUGAGGUGCCGCAGGGUCAGAGUGCGCAUAAUAAUUUUUGGGACUUUCAAUAUCUGCAUUCGGAGGUUACGCAUAUGAAUCAGUGGAUUAUGUCCGAUAGAGCUAUUCCGCGGUCGUUCCGGAUGAUGCAGGGAUUCGGUGUGAAUACCUAUUCCUUGAUUAACAAGGAUGGAAAGCGUCAUUUCGUCAAGUUCCACUUCACCCCAGAGCUGGGCGUCCACUCGCUCGUCUGGGAUGAGGCGCUGAAGAUCGGCGGCCAGGAUCCCGACUUCCACCGGAAAGACCUAAUGGAGGCGAUCGAGGCAGGACACUUCCCACGCUGGAAGUUCGGCCUACAGCUCAUCCCCGAAGAGAAGGCCGACAACUUCGAGUUCGACCCUCUCGACGCCACGAAGGUCUGGCCCGAGGAGCUAGUGCCCAUCCGCUACAUCGGCGAGAUAGAACUCAACCGCAACGUCGAUGAGUUCUUCACUCAAACCGAGCAGGUCGCAUUCUGCACGAGCCACAUCGUGCCCGGCAUCGACUUCUCUGACGACCCCUUGCUUCAAGGCCGCAACUUCUCAUACUUCGAUACGCAGAUCUCGCGACUCGGACCGAACUGGGAGGAACUGCCCAUCAACCGGCCAGUAUGUCCAUAUAUGAGCCUAGUCAACCGCGACGGCCAGGGCAGACACCGCAUCACAAAGGGCAAGGUAAACUACUGGCCGAACCGGUUCGAGGCCAACCCGCCCGCAACAGCAGAGCAGGGCGGCUUCGUCAGCUACCCGGGUAAGCAGCAGGGCGCAAAGAAGCGCGCGCUGUCAGAUAAAUUCAAGGAGCACUUCAAUCAGGCGCAGGUAUUCUAUAACUCGCUCUCACCGAUUGAAAAGAUGCAUGUGGCGAAGGCAUUCUCCUUCGAGCUGGACCACUGCGACGACCCCAUUGUCUACAAGCGCAUGACAGAGCGUCUAUCAGCGAUCGAUCUAGACCUAGCCAAGACUGUCGCGAAGAAUGUCGGUGGCGACACACCGGUCAAAUCUCCAAAGGAAAACAAGGGUAUCAAAGCCAAGGGUCUGAGCCAGCUUGAAUUCAUGCCGGAGAAACCCAUCAUCGCGACGCGUCGCAUCGCCAUCCUGCUUGCGGACGGAUUCGACUUCAACCAGUAUACCACGAUGAAAGAAGUGCUUAGCGAGCGCGGCGCGUUUGUUUUCACGAUCGGUUCGCAGCGCCAGGGUGUUACUGCCGAGUCUGGGCAGAAGGUUAUUCCCGAUCACUUCUUUUCUGGGGCGCGGUCGACGCUGUUUGAUGCGGUCUACGUGCCUGGCGGAAAGCAUAUCCAGGCGCUGUUGAAGAAUGGCGUGUUUAAGCACUGGAUCUCCGAAGCUUUUGCACAUCUGAAGGCCAUUGCUGGUGCUAAUGAGGCUGUGCCAUUUAUUGAGAAGCAGAUCGGGCUUCCUGAGGUCGAGGUUGCGAAGAGUGGUUCUCCGCUUAAGGAGUCGUAUGGCGUUGUUACAGGCUAUGGAGAUGCGGUUUCGUUGUUGAAGGUUGGCACGGUUGGGCCUGAUGCGAAGGGUCUGGCUGAGCAGUUUAUCUGGCAUAUUUCUCGACACCGUAACUGGGCGCGUGAGCUGGAUGGACUUUCUGAUCAGAUUGCCGCUUAA